ACACGUAUCUAAAAAAUGGCAUGUGUUUUUAGAUUGUACGACAUUCAUGAUGUUGAAAGCUGAUGACACUUUUUCUUCAUGUAUGAUUGGUUUAGUCAAGUUGCUAUAAACAUGGCAGGCUCUCUUCCUUAUCUAGUUUCCAAGAUUGAGCAGUAGCUGAACUUGUCUUUAAUAUUGUCAGCCAUGGACACAGAUGGUGGUAGUUCUAGUGAAACUGUACAGGUGAGAAACAAGAAGGUUAUGCUGAAACAUCACAUCAAUGGUUUUCCCAAAGAAUCAGACCUUCAUGUCACAACUGAAACUGUGGUGUUGAAAGUACUACAAGGUUCAAACACAGUUCCUGUCAAGGUUCUUUACUUGUCCAUUGAGCCAUAUCAGUAUAUUCGAUCAAGAAAGAUCGAAAACCCUGGUGUCUUCUCUUCCUAUCCUCCUGGCUCUGUGAUCACCAGUUAUGGAGUGGGUAGGGUUUUGAACUCCGGACACCCUGGCUACAAAAAGGGUGAUCUUGUUUGGGGAACAACGGGAUGUGAAGAAUACAGUCUGAUUACAGAACCUGAAACCCUCUUUAAAAUAACAGACACGGAUGUGCCCCUCUCUUACUAUUUGGGAGUUCUUGGUCUGCCUGGUUUGACUGCUUACGUUGGUUUCUAUGACUUUUGUGCACCAAAGAAAGGUGAAAAUGUUUUCAUUUCUUCAGCAUUUGGUGCUGUAGGCCAGCUUGUUGGGCAGCUAGCAAAAUUGAUGGGUUGCUAUGUUGUUGGUAGUGCUGGAAGUAAAGAAAAGGUUGAUUUGUUGAAGAACAAGUUAGGGUUUCACGACGCUUUCAAUUACAAGGAAGAGAAAAACUUGGAUGAAGCACUGAAGAGGUACUUUCCUGAAGGCAUUGACAUUUUCUUUGAUAAUGUUGGUGGAAAGAUAAUUGAUGCAGUUCUAUUAAACAUGAGGCUCCAUGGACGCAUUGCUCUCUGUGGAAUGGUUUCACAAUACCCACUCGAUGAUCCAGAAGGCAUAAAAAACCUGAUGUGCAUCAUCUACCAGCGGCUUCGUGUGGAAGGAUUUGUUGUCUUUGACUACUUUCAUCUUUUUCCCAAGUUCUGGGACUUCAUGCUCCCUUGUAUCAGAGAAGGAAAGAUAGCGUGUGUGGAAGACAUAGCUGAAGGCCUUGAUAGCUGCCCAGCUGCUCUGGAAGGACUUUUUACUGGCAGAAAUCUUGGAAAGAAAGUUAUUAUAGUUUCUCAAGAAUAAAAUUUAUGUAUUAUAGGUUCAGUUGUGGACCGCUAGAACAGUAUGGUCUGUUAUAAGUUAGUCUUGUAAUUAGUCUUUUCUUUCCUGUACUUCAGAGGGUCCAAGAUACGUAGGCAUUCGAAGUUAAUGGUAUCAUCAUCAAGGUUAUCUCUCAUUCAUUUUGGCAUCUUUUAUGUUUUGAAUUUGUCCUUCAAGUCUAGUACAUGCUGUUGGAUGAUUUUAACAGACUUCUGUUGUGAAGGUAAUUUCCUCAUUUUGUGUUUUUAACACAAGAA
Messenger RNA from Populus trichocarpa (black cottonwood), 1520 nucleotides. Its product is annotated as 2-alkenal reductase (NADP(+)-dependent). The coding region runs from base 184 to 1245 and encodes 353 amino acids. The record is from RefSeq and is a predicted model, not a curated record. Gene Ontology annotation, molecular function: 2-alkenal reductase [NAD(P)H] activity. NCBI's taxonomy places the organism in Eukaryota, Viridiplantae, Streptophyta, Magnoliopsida, Malpighiales, Salicaceae. The transcript is spliced from 5 exons.